AUGGCAAUGAAUCGGGAGGUUUCGUUUCCCAGGCACAUGAGAAGUCCUGGGGAAGAUGGCUAUCGCACUCCAACCAUCGAAGAUACAGCAAACCACCUUGCAGAGAACAACAGCGGGGUUUCUUUAUUUCAACCAACAGCGACUAGGGUUCGCCAGGUCCACACGUCGGCCUUGGAAUCGUUGCACCUCUCCUCUUAUCGCAAGUCCGAAGGGAAUGGGAUUGAGGGAGAAGAAGAUGACUCGAAUCUUCCUCAAGUUAAGGUCUGGGGCAGUGGUCUUGGCUGGAAAAAGCGGAUUCGUCACUUUACCUGGGCCUUCUUCACCUUGACAAUGGCAACUGGUGGAAUAGCCAAUGUACUAUAUUUCGUUCCUUACAAGUUUCGUGGCUUGGAAACCAUUGGUAUCAUUUUUUUCCUGUUCAAUUUAGUUCUUUACAUCCUCAUAUGGUGUCUUUUGAUUGCACGGUUCCACUUUUACCCCUACACUUUCAAAGCAUCCUUCUUGCACCCGACCGAGUCACUUUUUGUACCUGCAUCGUUGGUCUCUUUUGGGACGAUAUUGAUCAAUAUCUCGCAAUAUGGACCCGACCAUGCUGGGCCCUGGCUCACAUAUGCUGUGGGGAUUUUGUUUUGGAUUGACGCGGCCCUUGCAGUCAUUUCUUCGGCCGCUAUUUAUCUCAUUUUGUGGUCAACACAGACAUUUACCAUUGCCCAGAUGACGCCUAUAUGGAUCUUCCCGGCGUACCCUAUGCUGAUAAUAGGCCCACAUGCUGGGAUCCUGAGUGCCAAGCUUGAACCGGCCCGUUCUUUGCGUAUUAUCAUCGGUGGGGUCACCAUACAAGGGGUUGGCUUCCUGGUCUCGUUAAUGGUUUACUCGGCGUUCAUCUACAGGCUGAUGUCGCAAAAACUCCCCCGAGAGAAUGUUCGGCCGGGUAUGUUUGUCUCAGUUGGUCCCAGUGCCUUUACAGUAUCAGGGAUUGUCAACAUGGCAGCCCAUGCGAAAAGAAGCUUCCCGGAUGAUUUCCUGGGCAAUGGUGCCUUGGCAGCAGACAUCGUGAAAGUUGUUGCGGAUUUUGCGUGCUUAUGGCUGUGGGGGCUGGCAAUCUUCUUUUUUUUUAUAGCAAGCUUUGCCCAUUGGUCUGCAAUCGGGCCCGGUCGAAUGGUCUUCUCGAUGGCAUGGUUUUCGUUUGUGUUCCCCAACACUGCACUGAUAACCGCCACUUUUGCUAUUGGGAAGGCCUUCUCCUGCAAAGCGAUAUCCAUAGUCGGAUGUGUCAUGGUAUUUCCCCUUAUACUAAUGUAUAUAUUUGUCUUCUACAUGAUGAUCCGUGCCAUCGUGUUGCGCCAAAUUCUUUGGCCCCAGAAGGGAGAAGAUAAAGACGAGGGUGGCUUUGAGAUAAAUCAAAUCAAAGCUGACUCGACAGGCGGAAACACCCCCAUUGAGGAUGUUUAA
Molecule: messenger RNA, 1452 nt
Organism: Aspergillus heteromorphus CBS 117.55
Lineage: Eukaryota; Fungi; Ascomycota; Eurotiomycetes; Eurotiales; Aspergillaceae
Product: putative C4-dicarboxylate transporter/malic acid transport protein
Exons: 4
Coding region: 1-1452 (483 amino acids)
Biological process (GO): malate transmembrane transport
Cellular component (GO): membrane
Molecular function (GO): malate transmembrane transporter activity
Source: RefSeq, a predicted model, not a curated record